Molecule: messenger RNA, 1515 nt
Organism: Nicrophorus vespilloides
Lineage: Eukaryota; Metazoa; Arthropoda; Insecta; Coleoptera; Silphidae
Product: transcription factor IIIA-like
Exons: 4
Coding region: 186-1454 (422 amino acids)
Biological process (GO): regulation of transcription by RNA polymerase II
Cellular component (GO): nucleus
Source: RefSeq, a predicted model, not a curated record
UUUUCAGAAUAGACAAAGAACAACACGAUGCGCAUCCACCUUUGGUUGCCAUUGGUCACGUAUCAAAACAUGUUCAAACUAGUGUAAAAACCAUCGUGAUAGUCAUUUUGAGCACAUUAUACAGAUAUUCUGGUAAAUCUGAAUAAUAAAAGUAAUCUAAUGAACUGUUAUUAUCACUUUUAAAUAUGGACAGUGCAUCUAGUGAUAACGUUGAUGAAAGCGAAACUGAUUCUAGUGUUGAUAAACCACGACGAGCGAAAUUGGUGUGUCCACGUGAGGGUUGUAAUGCCUCAUUCAGCAAACCCAACAAAUUAACUUACCACAUCAGGAAGCACAAUGGAGAGAGACCCUUUGUAUGUCCUGAGGAAGGUUGUGACAAAUCAUACACAAACUCAACACAUUUACUCAGACACAAAAGAGUUUCCCACUCCAAAGGUAAACCACAAGAAAGAUUUCCGUGUACGCAUGAUGGUUGCCUCAAGGAAUUCGCAAACAAAUAUUCUUUGAAAGUGCAUAUUGGACGGUUUCACAAGGAUAGGGAAUAUCCAUUCAAAUGCACACAUUGCAAUCAGGGCUUCUUCAGGAAAGGACAAUUACAAAAACACAUGUAUAUACAUACAGGUGUUUUACCAUUCGAAUGUGACAUUUGCAACAAGAGGUUUUCAACAAAUUUGGAUUGUUCAAGACAUAAAAGUCAUCAUAAUGUCUAUGAUUGUGAGUGCGGCGAAACAUUCAAUUUUUGGACACUGUUACUUGCUCAUAGGAAAAUUUGCACCAUAAACAAUUCAAAAAAAGAAUUCCCAUGUGAUACGUGUGGUAAGAUAUUUUCGAGUUCAGCGAUAAUGAAUAGGCACAAAAAGGUGCAUCUGGAUAAAAAGGAAAGAGACAUAUACCCUUGUGUAUUCGAGGGUUGUAAAAGAUAUUAUUUCUAUAAGAAUAAUUUGCAGUAUCAUAUCACUACAUUUCAUGAAAACAAGAAAAAGAAGAUUCCUUGCCCAAUAGAAGGAUGCAAAGUUACACUCUCCAAAAUGCAAAAUGUUCACAAGCAUGUGUAUAAUCACAAAAAUAAAAAACCAAAGAAAACGAAUAGAAAUCGAAGAAAGGACGCUGGAAGCAUUAAGCACAGUACAGCUCUCAAAUUAGCUGGUAUAAAGUUACCAUAUUCAGCAAAUAUGCAUCUCCUCAGAGGGGAACAGUUGAAUAUAAAAAAUACUAAAAGAAAAAAUACAACACAAGCUGAUGAUGAUGAUGAAGCAGAUAGUGAGUCAGAUGAUGAAUAUGAUGAAUUGAUGAAGGAAAUCAACGAAGGCGCUGAAAAUCAAUCAAGUGAUGAUGAUAAUAAUAUGGACACUGACAAUGAGCUGGAGUCUGACGAAAGUGACGAUAACGUUAUAGAAGUGAUCUGCAAUAUUAAGGAAACUAAUCCAGAUAUAUUAGUUGCCCAACAGUCUUGAUUUAUAUUCAGGUUGUUUUUGAAAUAAAGUCACAAGCAAAAAAAAAACUGUUUUAAUUUAA